Messenger RNA from Thalassophryne amazonica, 2819 nucleotides. It is a transcript of the gene tpcn3, whose product is annotated as two pore segment channel 3. The record is from RefSeq and is a predicted model, not a curated record. Gene Ontology annotation, cellular component: membrane. The transcript has 20 exons. Bases 321 to 2657 code for a protein of 778 amino acids. NCBI's taxonomy places the organism in Eukaryota, Metazoa, Chordata, Actinopteri, Batrachoidiformes, Batrachoididae. Gene Ontology annotation, molecular function: monoatomic ion channel activity. Gene Ontology annotation, biological process: transmembrane transport; monoatomic ion transport.
AACCGCUCCCAGCAGACACGCCCCUGCUUUACCACGUCACCGUCACACACGUUUCCCACGGUCCGUGAAGGCCACACGGCGCCGCCGCUGCUGUCGGCUCGAAUCCGGAUCAGACUCCUGAUGGAGCGGAAAGCGGAUCGUCAGCGCAAAUGAGGGUCACGUGUUGAAAUCAGUCUGGACGGGUUUCUUCAGAUCACAUAAGAAACCGGAUCCUCCGAACCGUUUCGGAACAGUUCGGUGACUUUUUUCCGUCUCUGGGAAAAAGUUCUGGGUAAAGUUUUUUUGUUGUUUUUUGGACUCUUGUUUUGCUGUUUCAGAGCAUGUCUGAGGCGGAGAAACCCCCAAAAGGUCCGGACGGUUCGGGAGGUCCAAACCCGGAGAACCGAAGCAGAAGCAAAGAGGAUUUGGAACUGGCUGCCGUCUUCGUGUCGGACGCUCAGUACAACAGGAACGUCUACUUUGACACGACACCACAGGCUGUCAGACUCUACCUGCUCUAUAACCACUGGGCUCCUCGGGUCCUCCUCUAUGUCUUCAUCCUGGUCGAUCUCUCGCUGGCUGUCUUUGAGGAGCCCGCGCUCGUUCCGCUGCCAAUGUGGGUCACCAUGCUGAUGGAGCUGCUGUGUCUGCUGGUCUUCACUUUGCGGCUGCUUCACUUUGCCAAAGUGAUUCCUCGAGAUAAGUUCUGGAAAGACCCGAAGAACAUCUGCAUUAUCGUCAUUGUGGCGCUGACUCUGGUGGACAUGGUCAUUUACGGCACGCUGAAGGCUACAGACCGCUACGCCGUCCGCUGGUCCAGAGUGCUCCGCCCACUGCUGCUGGUCAACAUCACAGAGGGCCGGCAGCUUCGCAGAGCGUUCCGAAGCAUCAGGAACGCUCUGCCUCAGAUCUUCUAUGUCUUCCUGCUUUUCAUGUUCAGCGUCCUGAUCUUCUCGCUCAUGGCGCUCAAACUCAUAGGGAAGCGUGGUCUGCAGACCAUCGAGGGCACGCCGUACUUCACCAGCUACCUGGACAUCGUCUUUGACCUCUACGUGCUUGUCACCACCGCCAACAGCCCCGACGUCAUGAUGCCGGCGUAUAAUUUCAGCUCCUUCUUCGCCAUCUUCUUCAUCCUCUACAUCCUCAUCAACACCUACAUCUUCAUGUCUGUCUUCUUGGCCGUUGUCUACAACAACUACAAGAAAUAUCUGAAGCAGGAGGUACGGCAGCUCGUCAGGGCCAAACGCCACAAGAUGGCGCGAGCGUUUGCUGUGCUGCAGGAGCACAGAGUAGAGGGGGCAGAGCCAGUGGUGACACAGCCCUGCUGGAACCAGCUGAUCCGAUUGGUGCAGCCGGACAUCAGUAACGCCCACCGAGAGCUGCUGUGGAGCGUCGCCGACGACAAGAACCAGGGAUGGAUCGGUAAAGUGGCGUUUGUCCAACUGGUCGACCUGCUGAACAUUGAGGUGAUCACGCUCAAAUCGAGGCCACACCCACUUCAGAUUUGGUGCCCCACCCUGUAUGACUCCACACCCAGUCGCCUCCUCUGCCGAUUGGUCCAGCACAGGGCCUUUGUGAUGGCAUAUGACCUCAUCAUCCUGGUGAACGCGGUCUUCAUUGGCCUGGACGAGGACGACCCACUGAUCGCCAACUCGGAGUGGGUGUUCUUGGCGCUCUACCUGCUGGAGAUCCUGCUGAAGCUCUAUGCCUUUGAACCCCGGGCUUUCUUCUCCAGGCACAACUUCUGGAACUGUGUAUCAUCAUCUCGUCUUAUAAGCACCAGGUUCGAUACCGUCAUCAUCCUCGCGGCUCUGAUCGCCACAAUCAUCAAUGCAGCAACAAAAUCAUCGGGCGGGUACACCAGCCGACAGAUUCUGGACAUCGUCUUUAUCCUGCGAGUCCUGAGACUGAUCCGGGUCGUGGACAGCAUCCAAAGAUUCCGUACUAUUAUCAACACGCUGAUCCGGAUCGGACCGGCCAUCCUUACUUUUGGCCAGCUCAUCAUUGUGGUCUACUACAUAUUUGCCAUGCUGGGGAUGGAGCUGUUCAAGGGCAAGGUGGUGUUCUUUGACGCCGACUCCAGCGACCCGGCGAAGGCGUACUGUGGGAAUCCUCAGCUGAAAGGAACCACUUUUGCUCAACUUAACUACUGCAAGAACAACUUCAACAACAUUGUGUCCUCCUUCGUCCUGCUGCUGGAGCUCACGGUGGUCAACCAGUGGCAUGUUCUCAGCAGCGGCUUCGUGGCCGUCACACACGUGACAGCCCGGAUCUUCUUUGUCGUCUUCCACAUUGUGGUCGUCAUCGUCAUCAUCAAUAUCUUUGUGGCAUUCGUCCUUGAGGCGUUCUUUGUUGAGUAUUCCUUGGAGAAGAGUGACCUGCAUACGUCUUUGGAGAAGAAGAUCGAAGAGCUGGAGCUGGCGUUUGCACAGGAACAAAUGGAAGAAAACCUGGUGAAUGCGAUGGAAACCAUCGAUAACGAUCUGGGAACUGGACAGUCAAGCAAGAGAAAGUCAACGCUCAUGUUUAAAAUUGCUUCUAAAAGGUAUCGGACGGUUGACGCCUUGUUGCAGAGGAUGUUUGAGGCCGAUCUGGACCCCGAGGACUUUGCCGAGUGCGACGAUUCAGAAGCUUCACCAGCCGGGAACUUUUCCAACCCGACCUUCAGCUCGAUGUGAUGCUGCAUGAUGAUGUCACCUUAAGAAAGCCUUAAACAUGACAUUAAGUUUGUGUGAAUGCAAUGGGACCAUGUUUGUCUUUGUAACUCCACCCACUGUGCGCUACAUGUAUGUUUGGACAGAUGUUUCUGCUCAUCAUCUGCAUAAAUGUUCUUUAUUUUU